GGAGAGACAGAGGGCCACCUACAUGAAAGAGAGAUUCUAGGACACCAACAAGAAGGAGAGAUGGAGGUCCACCAACAAGAAGGAGAGACAGAGGGCCACCAGCAAGAAGGACAGACACAAGGACAUGAACAAGAAAGAAGGACUCUAGGACACCAACAAGGAGAAGACAUACAUAUAUACCAACGAGGAAAGACACAGGUCCACCAACAAGAAGGAGAGACUCUAGGACACCAACAAGGAGGAGAUACACAUGUCCACCAAAAAGGAGUGACAGAGGACCACCAACAAGAAAGAGGAACACAAAUCCAUCAACAAGGAGAGACACAAGUCCACCAAAAAGGAGUGACAGAGGACCACCAACAAGAAAGAGGAACACAAAUCCACCAACAAGGGGAGACACAAGUCCAUCAACAAGAAAGAGAGACUCUAGGACACCAACAAGGAGGAGAUACACAUGUCCACCAACAAGGAGAGACACAUGUCCACCAACAAGGAGGAGAUACACAUGUCCACCAGCAAGAAGGAGAGACAGAGGGCCACCAACAUGAAAGAGAGACACAAGUCAACCAACAAGAGAUAGGGACUCUAGGGCAUCAACAAGAAAGAGGAACACAAAUCCACCAGCACAGGGAGACACAACAAGAAAGAGGGACUCUAGGACACCAACAAGAAGGAGAGAUGCAGAUUAAUCAGCAAGAAGGACAGACACAAGGACACGAACAAGAAAGAGGGACUAUAGGACACCAACAAGGAGGAGACAUACAUUUCCACCAACAAGAAGGAGAGACACAGGUCCACCAACAAGAAAGAGGGACUCCAGGACUCCAACAAGGAGAGACACAAGGACACCAACCAGUCGAAGGAGAGUUCAAAGGAUUAGAACAAUCUGAGCAUCCACAAAACUGUGUAUCUCCAUCAAGUUGUUCCUCAGAUGAGGAAGAGCAGUACACACGCCCAAGAAGGUUCAUCUACCCUAACCUAUCUAAAUCAUCAAGUGAACUCCAAAAUCAUUUUGACAGUGAUGAAUCUGACCUUGAUCCAACAUAUCGACCAGAGGAGGGUAGCAACGAGGAAUACAGCAGUGAUGAUGAGGCAACUCUUGAGAUUCAUCCAAGAAAUGUUCAAGUGCGCAAGAGACCAUCUUCUGUUAUAUCUACACCAGAUGAAAAACCUACAAAGAUUUAUAAACAGUGCCUUCCAGGAUCAUUUUCAGGGCCAGAAUUGCCACAUCAGAAAACCAAUGAUAAUAUGGAAACGACACACAAACACGAGGACAAGAAAACAAGGUACAAGAAGCCAUCAAGGCCAUGCCCUUUCUGCAACAAAGCUUGUGGUGAAAAGCUCUCGAGACACAUUUGUUUGGUACAUAAGGAUAAGGAGCAGGUGAAAUCUGCCAUGCAGCUGCCAAAGCGGGAGAGAGACAAGGUGUUCUCAAAGUUCAGGAAGGAAGGCAUAUACCAAGUAAAUAGAGAACGAAUGAAAGAUGACAACCCCAUUUAUGAAAGAGAAAAGUUACCAAAAUCAGGGAAUGAUGACAACCUUAAAAUGUGCAGUAACUGCAAGGGCUUUUACAGCUCACAUUUCUUCUGGCAUCACAGGAAAGUUUGCCAAGGUGAUAUAUGCACUCCAUCUGAAGGAGUACCAGUAAACCUCAUGGAAGGGAAAGAUCCAGUGUAUCAAAAACACCCAGACUUUGUCACUGACAUACUUAGUAGAUUCCAGAAUGAUGACGUUGGGAAUACGUGUAGAACGGACAAAGUGAUAGUUAAUGUUGGACAUCGACUGUGGACUAAACACAGAUCCAAAAAAGACAAGAAACUUGAAGUAAGAAAAUCAGUUAUGGCUGAUAUGAGAAGACUUGCCACCUUAUACACUGAGUUUAAGAAGAAACACGAGGUUCAUGGGACUGCAGAUCUCACAAUGGGACAUGCUGGAGACAUGUUCAGUAGAGAGCACUUCGAAUCUUUGACAGAGGCAAUCCAGACGCUCACUUAUGAUGAAACUGAAGGCAAACUAAAGCCAGGACUGAAACUCUGCUUGUACUUUGUGCUGAAAAAAGCUAGCAAAAUCACUAAAGCUAGUUUUCUUGUAUCCAGGCUAGAUGAAGAUGCAUCUGAGAUUGACAAGUUCGUAGAGAUUCUUGACUUGAACCAGAAUUUGAUUUUUGGGGAUGCACACUACGAAAUCCAAAAGAAUCGCCAAGUGCGUUUGAGGAAGCCUGCAGAGCUCCCGCUUGAGGCUGACAUUGAAGCAUUGAAGACAUACACUCAAAAGAAAGUCACAGAAAUCAUCUCUGAUGAGUUCCUGGUUUGGGAUUCUCACACAUUUGUAGAGUUACGAGAUCUGACUUGCUCGCGAUUGACAUUGUGGAAUGCAAGGCGUGGUGGAGAACCCAGCAGGCUUACAACCGAAGAAUGGAGAGAUGCAGAAGAGGGUGUAUGGAUGCAGAAAGACAAGAUUCAUGAAGUUAAAAAUCCAGCCCAUCAGGAACUUUUAUCUCAGCUCAAGAUAUGCUACCAGACUGGGAAGGGCACUAAUCGCUUGGUUCCAGUCCUGUUCCCAAGAGACACUGUGAAACCUGUGCAACUUCUAUGUGAUCAGGAAAUCCGGCAUACAGCAGGAAUAAGACCUGAUAAUAAGUACAUAUUCGCUUGUACUCAAAUGUCUCAUGACCAUGUUGGAGGGUGGCAUGCUCUAAAGAAUGUCUCAGACAACAUCAGCCUUUCGUCCAACGUUACGGUGAAUGCCACCAAGAACAGGCACAGAGUGUCUACAAUUUACGCAUCCCUCGACUUGCCUGAUGCUGACUUGGAACUAUUUUACCGGCAUAUGGGACACUCCUCUACAAUCAAUCAAACAAUCUACCAGACCCCACUUGCCAUCCAAGAAAUCACCCGAGUAGGGAGUCAUCUCCAUCAUAUAGAUAUAGGAGGAAUGAGGGCACGCAAAGAAUCUGAAGCGUCUGAUGACGAUGGCUGCUCAAGUGCACCAGCGACCUCAAAGGAUGGCUGCUCUACUGCAACAUUGACCUCUGGGGAUAGGUCUUCAGCCCGAAGGUACAACCGCUGGUCAAAGCAGGGAAGCAAGCAGUGCAAGCAGUAUUUCUCUGCAGCAAUCAAACAAGGGGAACCAUUACCAGGGAGGAAGGCCUGCACCACUUUCCUGCAAAGACAUCAAAUCACCAUGGAAUGGCAGGCGGUAAGAAAUAAGGUGAUGAACGAAAGGAAUAAAGCAAAGAAAAACUUUGAUGACAGAGAGAGGAGCUUCCUAAACUAAUAAUAUUAGUUGGGUCAGAUCAUAUGGUCUGAUUAACAUCUUUUGUUGCCUUUUUUGGCACAAUACAUGUACCUUCACCUGUAUAUUCCAGUAGGUAUGUGGCUUCUAAAUGAAUAUUCAUGAAAGAGCUUGCACAAGGACUCAUCCUCGUUUUGUUUCAGUGUCAAGCCUGGUCCUUUAUCUGCACAUGCGCAACCUGUAACUUGCUCUAAUUUGUGAUAGAGCUGAAUUGAUGAAAGUCUAAUAUGGUGGGCAAAGAGGUCAGUUGAAACAUUGGUGUAAUGAUGAUUAAUGAGCCUGAAUGAAGUUAGUUUAUUUCGGUUUUCCCUGCCAUUGACUUAGUGUAUGUAUUAAAGAAAGUGCUAAAUGGUUAUAUAGUGGACAUUUUGUAACCUGGAUGUAUGCAAGUUAAAUGAAUAUUAAAGGUAAUACAAAGUUUUGGGAAUAUUUCACUAGGGUCGGAGAAUAACGUUUAAAUUUUCAUUAUCAUUGUAAAACCUUGUGUACGAAAAACCG
Messenger RNA from Strongylocentrotus purpuratus (purple sea urchin), 3792 nucleotides. RefSeq lists its product as uncharacterized. The coding region runs from base 61 to 3276 and encodes 1071 amino acids. The transcript has 4 exons. The record is from RefSeq and is a predicted model, not a curated record. NCBI's taxonomy places the organism in Eukaryota, Metazoa, Echinodermata, Echinoidea, Camarodonta, Strongylocentrotidae.